AGAAAAGCAGAGCGAGGAAAACCAUGGGGUUGAGGGUUUCAUACGCACUCGGUUGAUGAAAUUCUUGGGGGUUUUGUUUAAGGUGAUUAGAGAAUGUGUGAAUCUAAAUUUGAUAUUUAAAAAAAAGUAGAAAAUAAAGUGAUACUGCUCUAUGUGUUUUGAGAUCUUCUUUGGCAUGCCUUUGAGAUAUGGUGAUUAAGAAGAGGUUGGAUUAUUAUGGAUUUAAUGGCUAUCAGGUGCCACCAACCCCGCGAGCUACCAGAUCAGCCAGGAGGAGAAGCCUUACUAAGAGGAAAGGCCAUGACAAUCAGAUGUGUGCCUUUGACUUAUUAGCUUGUAUAGCUGGCCAGUUGCUGGUUGAUGGGGAAAGCUCUCCCAGUUCUUCUAAAGAUAAUGACCUCAAGAAUGGAAAUCAGGACGAAGAUAGAGCCGUGGUUGAUACUUCUUUCCAUCAAGAAAAGGGCUUCUUUCUUACUGAUCUUGUUUCACAACCCCCAAACUGCACAUUUUCUAGGCAUACAUCUAGCCUUGGGGGCAGAAGACCGCCUGGUUUAGUUUGUUCAGACAAUAAUGACAAUGUAGAGUUAUGUUUGUCAACGAAGCACAUUCGUCGUUGUGGAUCUUUGCCUAAAAAUAGGGAUGAUGUAAAGAUAGGUAGUUGUAGUAGAGAUGAUGACGAAAACCCCACGGAGUGGGACCCACCCCACACCUCCUCUAAUAGGACCUUCAGGAAGUUAUUGGCUUCUAAAUGCUGGGAAUUGAACCUGAAACCAGAUGACAAGGAAGAUCUUGAUCUUGACGUGGGAGAUAGUUUUAAGCACCAUGGAUCUCUCAGAGAAUACCCUUACAAAAAAAGGAAACUUUAUGCUUGUGGCUCGGUGGGAAAGUCUGGAGGGGAAAACAGCUAUGGAAUAAGUACUACUUGUAAUGGCCCGUCAACCUUUUCGGCGAGUGAACAUCUAUCCUUCGGGCCUGGGGAUUCCCAUGUGAAGCUCAAAAUCAAGUCUUUCUGUGUUCCUGAGCUUUUUAUAGAGAUUCCAGAAACUGCAACCGUUGGUUCUCUAAAGAGGACAGUGAUGGAAGCAGUGACUGCAAUACUUGGUGAUAGGCUAUGUGUCGGUGUGCUUUUCCAAGGCAAAAAAGUUAGAGAUGAUAAAAAGACAUUAUUACAGACAGGAAUAUCUCACAAUAACAAGCUUGAUGCGCUGGGUUUCUCUCUCGAGCCCAAUCCUUCUCAAGAUCCUCCUCAACUUCUAUGCCCGAAAGAGCGUACUCAACUUUCUUAUGACACACCCAAACCACUACACAGGUAUCCACCUGCCCCCAACAUAGCUCAUGCCGGAGCGCAGUGGGGAUCAGCAGAUGAUGUCAUAAUUGAUCAAGAAAGAACCAAAAUGAUCAAUUUCACUGGAAGUGAUUGUGACUUAGCUCCAUCCCAUCCUGAUGUCUCAUCAGAUAAAAGUGCUUUUGCAGAUUCAAGAACACUGGUUUCAAUUCCUGGGGUAAAUCUAGAAACCUGUGCCACGGUUCCAGCAAGGAAGCUGAAGUUCAAUGAAGCAGCACGACGUCGAAUCCGCCGACCUUUCUCUGUUACAGAAGUGGAAGCACUUGUUCAAGCUGUCGAGAAGCUUGGUACUGGAAGAUGGCGCGAAGUAAAGCUUCGAGCUUUUGAUGACGCCAAGCACAGAACUUAUGUUGACUUGAAGGACAAAUGGAAGACAUUAGUGCACACUGCAAGAAUAUCUCCACAACAAAGACGAGGCGAUCCCGUUCCCCAGGAGCUGUUGGACCGAGUCCUAUCAGCUCAUGCCAGGAGCAAGCAAAGCUGCACACAGAUGAAACAACUCUGCCCAGUUCUUCUCUAGCAGUGUGUGUGUGUGUGUGUGUAUUGCUGUAUUAGGUAGGGGACAUCAUGAGUUGUGUUCCUUCAUUUAUGGACAUAAGCUUUUAUUGUUUGGCCAAAAAAAUGGCAGCAGGCAGAGAAUCAGGGGGGAGUCUUUGCCCCCCCCCCUUCUGCAUGGAGCGCUUGGCACUUUGUAAAUGAUUGUGAAUAAAUAUGCUUGUUCAUU
Cuscuta campestris is the source of this 2069-nucleotide messenger RNA. NCBI's taxonomy places the organism in Eukaryota, Viridiplantae, Streptophyta, Magnoliopsida, Solanales, Convolvulaceae. The record is from the annotation of a GenBank genome assembly.